Pipra filicauda (Wire-tailed manakin) is the source of this 655-nucleotide messenger RNA. RefSeq names its product interleukin-36 receptor antagonist protein-like. The coding region runs from base 143 to 649 and encodes 168 amino acids. Gene Ontology annotation, biological process: cellular response to lipopolysaccharide; cytokine-mediated signaling pathway; inflammatory response to antigenic stimulus. Gene Ontology annotation, molecular function: cytokine activity. NCBI's taxonomy places the organism in Eukaryota, Metazoa, Chordata, Aves, Passeriformes, Pipridae. The record is from RefSeq and is a predicted model, not a curated record. The transcript has 4 exons.
UGACACCCAUCUUCACCCCCUCUCUCUCCCCCCUCCCCGGUGCAGAGGGGCCCGGGGUCCCCGGGGACCCCCCAAGCGGUCCCACCCCCUGGGAGUCCUGACGGGGCCCGGGAACGCGGCCGAGUCUGUCAUCGACCCCGACAUGGAGGCCCUGUUCGAGGACUUCCUGGGGAAAGUGACGAUGAUGGCCUCGGCGGCCUCGCGCCCCCCGGCCCAGCCGUACCACUACGUGCUGCGGGACACGGAGCAGAAGGGGCUGUGCCUGCGGGACGGGCACCUGGUGGCCACCAGCCUGCAGGGCGCCAACGCCGCCCAGGAAGAGCCCAUCAGCGUCGUGCCCAACCGGCACCUGGAGCGCUGGCGCUGCCCCCUCAUCGUGGGCAUCCGCGGGGGCACCCGCGCCCUGUCCUGCGGCACCGGCCCCGAGCCUUGGCUGCACCUGGAGGACGUGGAGCUGCUGGAGCUGUUCUCAAAGAAGGGAGACGAGGCCACGCCCUUCACCUUCUACAAAACCUUCGGGGGGUCCACGCACACCUUCGAGGCCGCAGCGUUCCCAGGGCUGUUCCUCAGCACGGCCCCAGGCCCGGGGGAGGCCCUGGCCAUGGCCCCCCCCCACGGGGCCACCGCCUUCUACCUGCGCCGAAAGUGACCCCGG